CUCAAGCGGUGCUCGCUACCCAUUGGGGAACUCAAGCGGUGCUCGCGAGCUGUUGAGGUCAGAGUCACGUGAUGAGGGGGAAGACAUUUUUUCGAAACAUCGUUAUCUUUCCCCAGAGGCGUUUCUUUUUCUUUUUUCCUUCUUCAAAUAUCAGGCGCUGGUCGCGUCCUUAUAGAGCAGCAGAGUCCAUUCACAAACAUAAAGAGAUUCGCCCCUGGAGCUCAAGUAUUCCACCGUCGAUCACAUCUUGAGAUUAGAAUCAGAUUGUCUGUGAGCUCUUGACUUCUAUUUUCAUGUACUUAGCUGGCAGCCGUAUAUAAGUGUCUGAGGCCGUCACUGGCGGUCAUUUACAAUGGAAAGUUUCGUGUGGUUUGUGACACUUCUUGCUCUGGCGAGUGCGGAGAAAAUCGCGUUCAAGCCUUGUCCUGGAGGUAAGCAAUUGUUUGGGUGCACGUGAACUUUUCUGGGGGUUAUUCGUUUAUUUUUUUGGGAUGUGUUUUUUGUGAGGGAGUUAUUGCAGCUGUGGUUUCUGUGUUCAUUGCAGUUGUUGUUUCUGUGUGCAUUUAAGUUGUAGUUCAUGUUUGCAUUGUAGCUGUUGUUUCUGUGUGCAUUGUAGUUAUUGUUUCUGUGUGCAUUGCAGUUGUAGUUUCUUGUGUGCAUUGUAGUUGUUGUUUCUGUGUGCAUUGUAGUUGUUGUUUCUGUGUGCAUUGUAGUUGUUGUUUCUGUGUGAAUUUAAGUUGUAGUUCAUGUGUGCAUUGUAGUUGUUGUUUCUGUGUGCGUUGUAGUUGUUGUUUCUGUGUGAAUUUAAGUUGUAGUUCAUGUGUGCAUUGUAGUUGUUGUUUCUGUGUGCGUUGUAGUUGUUGUUUAUGUGUGCAUUGUAGUUGUUGUUUCUGUGUGCAUAGUAGUUGUUGUUUCUGUGUGCAUUGUAGUUGUGGUUUCUGUGUGCGUUGUAGUUGUGGUUUCUGUGCGCAUCGUAGUUGUAAGUGUAGAAUAUUUUAACGUGUUUUUUACGUCUUUAGAUUAACUGUUCUACUGACAUUCCAGCUUCAAUAGUGACAAACUAGUUCAGGUUACAUCACUUGCCCAUGUUCAUUUCACGUCUAUACAAUUUUUAUUUUUUUAAAUCAAUAUGUUGGUCCGUGUAUACCAUAGUAAAUGAGUUGAAAUCUGGGAAGGGUCUAGAUGUGAUUUAAGUGAAUAAAAGGUUGAGGAACACUGUAUAUUGUUGACUAUGCUUCUUGUUGUUGUUAUGGAUGGGGUCCAAUUGGGAUUAGGGCAACAAAACAUUCAGUUUUAGAAGCUCUGCAGUCGUCAUACACGUUACAGUAGCAGAGACAUAACUACGUACAUGUUACACAGUGGCGUAGCUAGGGUUGGUGUUACAUGUUACACAGUGGCGUAGCUAGGGUUGGUGUCACCCGGCGUGGUAAACUCAUGGUGUCACCUCCCCCCCUCCCCCGACUUCCAAGAUGGAUUCGUUAUUGAUAAAAUAAGUCCACAGUGUAACAAUGACAAGAGCAACAAAAUUAAUUAAAGGCAAGUAGGUCAAUGUAUUUACGAACUUUAUUUAAGUAUUUUUAGGAGCUAGGAGGAUCAAGACAUGACAAAAACAACAAAAUUAAUUAAAGGCAAGUAGGUCAAUGUAUUUAAGAACUUUAUUUAAGUAUUUUUAGGAGCCAGGAUGAUCAACACAUGACAAAAACAACCAAAUUAAUUAAAGGCAAGUAGGUCAAUGUAUUUAAGAACUUUAUUUAGGUAUUUUUAGGAGCUAGGAGGAUCAAGACAUGACAAAAACAACAAAAUUAAUUAAAGGCAAGUAGGUCAAUGUAUUUAAGAACUUUAUUUAAGUAUUUUUAGGAGCUAGGAGGAUCAAGACAAUGAUCGUGGGUCCCCAGAAUAUAGAAGAGGAAGACGUAACAGCGUUAAGUUAUGUUGACAUUAAAUUUACUUGAUCAAAAAUGUGCCUGCCUCUUCCUGGUCUUCAAAGUUGCAAAACUUUUAAUCACAUGAUCAAAUUCAAUAUUCUUCACCGCACCACUUUCAAUUGAUAGUAGAGCUAUAGAUCAGAAGCCCUUCUGUCCCAUGGUGGAUCGUGAAUAGGUCUUGAUAAACCUUAGUUUUGAAAAGCUAGGCUCAUAGGAAGCCACAGACAUACAGAUCGUAAGAAACAAUUGAAGGCUUCGCGAGAGUAUCGGAGAGAUUCUAGGAAAUCCCAUUCAGAUAUGAAUUUCAAAACAUCAAAUACUGACCAGUCCUUGAAUUUGUGAAAUUCAAUAUUAGCUGCCUUUUGUGUCUUCUAAGUCUUUGUAUUUAUUUUAAAAGUUCAUCCUUUGAUAGCUUAUCAUAAAAUGAGGCUAAUUUUGGAAGGGACAGCAAUAACUCUCCAUCACUUACUGAUAGUAGACUCGUGGUGUGAAGAGCCCCAAAUAAAUCUGCUACUUCAUUGAUCGCUGAUGAUCUGAUCUGGUGUUUAAAAUGAAAGCGAACAAUGCACUCCAGCAUCACCUUACUGUUUUCUUCUCCCAGAGAGAGGCCAUAAUCUAUUAAUUGUUCUCCUUUCAUUCUCUUCUUAAACCCUAAUCUUCUCUCUACCGCAAUCCAUAUGGUUCUGAUUUUUAAAGUACAUUUUCAAUAGCAUGUUCCACAAAGCGACAGUGCUUCUCGUGCAGAAACAAUCUUAAGGCCUCUUUGUUUGUCAUCACUUGGUCAAGAGUAAAGCCUUUAGUCUGCACAUACUGCUGUGUAAGAUUAACUUCCUCAAGUAGAUCAUCCCAACGGUAAGGGUACCAGAUAAACGUGGAAUCACAGACAGCGUGUAAAAGACCUUGUGUUGCAUAACAAUCGUGCUCUAAUGUUAAGAGAUGGUGCUAGUGACGAAUCAGCAAAAAUAUUUAUUUUUGAGUAUUUCUGGGUUUCGAUAUAUUUGGUUUUAAAAAUAUUAAUUUUUAAAUUUAAAUCAAUUUAAAUUAAUUAUUAAAAAGUAUGAAAAUUGUGUAAAAUAUUAUUUUGUUGACCUUAAAAAAUGGGUAAAAUUGAUUUUUUAAUUCUUUAAAUUUUUUUUAGCGAUUGAUUCAUUUACUUAGAAUUGUCUGACCUUAUCACAUUUGGUUUCAGUGGAAAGCUAUGUUUCUCAGAAUUUAGAUCAAUAUUGCUUCCCAUCAUUUAUGAAAGUUAUCGAACAAUUCAUUCGGAGUUGAAUAAUGGCCAAAAAGAUGUUAAAUUUUUUUUAGCGAUUGAUUCAUUUACUUAGAAUUGUCUGACCUUAUCACAUUUGGUUUCAGUGGAAAGCUAUGUUUCUCAGAAUUUAGAUCAAUAUUGCUUCCCAUCAUUUAUGAAAGUUAUCGAACAAUUCAUUCGGAGUUGAAUAAUGGCCAAAAAGAUGUUUCUAACGUACCAACCUUGAACUUUUGAUAAAGCACGCAAUUUGGAUCGGUUACAUGUGUGGAAAUUUUACAUGUGAUUCUUUUAUGAAAUUCCGUUAGACCGAGUGGUAAGUUCUCUGUAAAGAUGCAUUGUUUCAAUUUGGUGUCACCCCCUGUGAUGGUGUCACCUGGUACUGUCCGCCUCCCUGCUCCCCCUAGCUACGUCACCGGUUAAGCCUAUAAAUAGGUAAAAACUCAUUUUUAAACGGAGGUUUUCUGAGCUAAUUAUAGGGUCACCUCAUUUCUGACGCAUCAACUUAUAACUUUUAGAAAAGCACGCAUUGCGAUUGGUUACAUGUGUGGAGAAUGUACAUGUGAUCGGUUAUCCUUUCAUAAAAUUCGGUUUGACCGAGCGGUGUGUGCUCUGUAAAUAUGCCAUUUUUCAAUUGGGUGUCACCCCCUGAGAUGGUGACACCCGGUGCGGUCCACGACUCCCGCACCCCCCCCCCCAUCCCAGCUACGCCACUGGUGUUUACAUACGGGUUACAAAGAACAAUGUACCCAACUAUUUUCUAACUAGAUAUGAAAGCAGUAACCUGAGUCGAGCGGUGUGUGCUCUUUAAAUAUGCCAUUUUUCAAUUGGGUGUCACCCCCUGAGAUGGUGACCCCCGGUGCGGUCCACGACUCCCGCCCCCCCCCCCCCCAUCCCAGCUACGCCACUGGUGUUUACAUACGGGUUACAAAGAACAAUGUACCCAACUAUUUUCUAACUAGAUAUGAAAGCAGUAACCUGAGAUGUCAAAUGUCACAAUUAAUGUUUCUGUCCCAGACAACCUUGGACAAGCAACCUCCGUUGAACUGAGCCCUUGCCCCAGCCAGCCUUGCACAUUCAGCCAUGGCAGCACAGUCACAGUGGUCAUCGAGUUCACUGCAGGUAAGUCAAAGCUUUAGGUAAGUGGUUUAACACCUUCUGUCGUUAACAUGCUAACUUGUGGUCGCUUGUCGUUUUGGAAAAAAAAAAAAAAGGGGGGGGGGAGGUUUGCAGUUUUUUGUUUGUUUGUUUGGGUUUUGUUUUUGCGGGGGUGGGGGAUGGGGGAUGCAACCUUUAAACCAAUUCUUAGCGGAGUCUUGCCAAUUAAAGACUUUAUACAACACUGUCUUAGAAGACAUUUCAAGGGAAGUGGUUGGGGGGGGGGAGCGUCUUUCAGAGAGAGGAACCCAAAUGACGAUGUCGGUAGCUACGUUACGAGCCCCUCAGUCAAAUGGAAGAUGAUACGUCACAAAGAUAGACGGCUUCACAAAGGAAGGGCUGCAUAGAUGGAUUGGAUCAGAUACCUGGAUCUUAUAGUGACGGGGCAAAAUACUUGGCAGCGUAGAGGGGCGAGACCUAAUACUUGGCUAAUAGAGGGAUUGGAUCAAACACUUGGCUGCAUAGAAUCACGGGACAAGAAGGUUGGCACAUAGGGGGACGGGGCCAAAUAUUUGGCUGCAUAGAACACGGUAUGAAAUACUUGGCUGCAUAGAACACAGUAUCAAAUACUUUGUUGCAUAGAAGGGCGGGAUCAAACACUAGGCUGACCCCUGGACAACACAAGAUUUAUCCCGCCAUUUCUGGUUAAGAAGUCGUGUUCUUGAGUCAAAGCGUGGCAGCCUUUGUUUUGGCCCGCACAGGCUUGAAUGACUUGCCCUUAAGCGUUUGGUCGGGUCGCGGUCACAGAGAUAGAACUUACCUGAAUUUCGUUUGUUUAAUGAAAGCGUUGACAUAUAAGGACAUCUCAUACAGCUCUUAAUAGAUAAGGUAAAGAGGACAAUGAACUUUCAAGCGUAUGGCCCGCAUAGCUACACCUUUGAGUUGUUGAUUACACUGAAAUAUGGGUCAUACAAUUCAAUGGCCUUUUGCCAAAUAAUUAAUUUACAAUGUGUCCAAAGCAUUUAGAUAAACCUCAGGAAAGGGAGGGACAGUAAAUUGUUGUGUCGUGUCUGUGCUGCACGUCUGCAACCAUCUCGGCAAUCAGUAUCUCGGGCACAUCAAUUAUACUUGUUGACCUCAACUCCACGAUAAAGGGGUGACACUGAAAUAUUCAAUGGCGAUGUGCUUAAUUGAUUAAUUUAAUUAAUUAAUAUUUCAGCUAAAUUAAUUCUGUUACGUUUUCUGUCUGCUCACAGACCAUCAGUUAUUACUUCAAAGACCACCAGUUAUUACUUCAAAGACCACUAGCUAAUACUUCAAAGACCACUAGUUAUUACUUCAAAGACCACUAGUUAUUACUUCAAAGAUCACCAGUUAUUACUUAAACGACCACCAGUUAUUAAUUAAACGACCAUCAGUUAUUACUCCAAAGACCACUAGUUAUUACUCCAAAGACCACUAGUUAUUACUCCAAAGACCACCAGUUAUUAAUUAAACGACCAUCAGUUAUUAAUUAAACGACCAUCAGUUUUUACUCCAAAGACCACUAGUUAUUACUCCAAAGACCACCAGUUAUUAAUUAAACGACCAUCAGUUAUUAAUUAAACGACCAUCAGUUAUUACUCCAAAGACCACUAGUUAUUACUCCAAAGACCACCAGUUAUUAAUUAAACGACCAUCAGUUAUUAAUUAAACGACCAUCAGUUAUUACUCCAAAGACCACUAGUUAUUACUCCAAAGACCACCAGUUAUUAAUUAAACGACCAUCAGUUAUUAAUUAAACGACCAUCAGUUAUUACUCCAAAGACCACUAGUUAUUACUCCAAAGAUCACUAGUUAUUACUCCAAAGACCACUAGUUAUUACUCCAAAGACCACUAGUUAUUACUCCAAAGACCACUAGUUAUUACUCCAAAGACCACCAGUUAUUAAUUAAAUGACCAUCAGUUAUUAAUUAAACGACCAUCAGUUAUUACUUAAACGACCAUCAGUUAUUACUGACCACUAGUAAUUACUUCAAAGACCACUAGUUAUUACUUCAAAGACCACUAACUAUUACUUCAAAGGCCACCAGUUAUUACUUAAAAGACUUAUUCUGCUCUUAGAAUACAAAAGAUUCGCUCACAGACACAAGUUAUUAGAUCCAUCAAGUGACAUCACUCAGAAAUUCCACCCAUCCUCUUGUAAUGAUUGGUGCGUGAGGUCUCUUUUCACAUUCAUUUGUGCGUCGUGGCCCGGAUGUUGCAAAGGACUAAAUAAUUAUUAAUUAUAGGAAUUAAAUCAAAGAUCACGUAAUAUUUCAUUAAAUUCAAAGUUUAUUCUUUAGAGUAGCCAAAAUUGUUAUCAUUAUUGUUGUAAUGCGAUGUCGUCUGUCAUAAGUGGUGAGAUGUCGGUAAAUAUGAAGGAUGUUGUUAAAUUUAUUUUGAUACACGUGUUUCUGAGAGGGUGUAGGGUGGAAGAAAUGCAAGGCGAGCCAUGGAAAAAUUAUGAAUCCGGAGAUCCUGGUGAUCCAAGGAAAGUGUUUGGAAUGAGAAAAAGGUUUAAUGAGAUAGCGCAUUUCGGUCGGGAAUUCAUUGAGACACAACUUACCCAAGCUAGAAGAUGGAUGUUGUUAAGUUGCCAACUUGACGCCCCGUGGUAGUAAAUAACGUUGAAGGCGCCGCCUCUGAGAGUUUAUCCAUUACUCUUAGAUAUUAAGUCAACAAAGAUCAGUGAAUUGUUGACCAAAUGUGUGUAUAAACUUGAGGACCUUGUGAAUCCGAACGCUGCUUCGGAACCCGAAUGCCUAGCACGUUGACCAUGUAUGUGUGUGCGUACGUUCCCCCUACGCUCGGGCCAUACGUACACUUUGUCGUACACUUUGUCGUACACUUUGUCGUACACUUUGUCGUACACUUUGUCGUACACUUUGUCGUACACUUUGUCGUACACUUUGUCGUACACUUUGUCGUACAAUUUGUCGUUCACUUUGUCGUACACUUUGUUGUCAGAUGUGAAAGUAUUUAGUGUGAUGUUAUCUCUGGAUACUUUACCCUGUUAUGUCGUUUUGUGUGUAGUAUUGAAUCAUAUAAUAACAACUGCCUGCAUUUGCCAAGGGUUCUAAAAUUGACAGUGAGUACAACAAGAAAGAUGUUAACUUUGCAAUAGUGUAGUUGCCAAAGAUCUUAUUGCCGAGCAUGACCUUGGUACACGCGUCCCUGAUCUCGCUACUAUCUGCGGGAUGACGUCAUCGACUGUAAGAUUUUGAAAAAAUAAAGAGGCUGUCAGAAACCUGAUGUGGCAAAAUAGGUUUCAACAAUGACCUGGGGUUGCGACUUUGACCUCUAGAAGGCCGAAAAGUAUGGAAGAGAAGGGGUUAAAAAACAACUUUUCUUAGUUUGGAUUCACGAAAGCCAAGCCCCCCCCCCCCCCCCCCNAUAGUGAAAGGCAUGUUUUAUAUAGGGUAGUCGAUUAAAAGUGGCACAGUUUUGUGUAUGUGCAAAUAAUGGUGUUGCUUGUGUGGGUUUGGGUGGGUGUAUGGCUGGGGGGGGGGAAGGGGUCUGAAGAAAGACUUUUUAUUUGGAGGGUAGCCCAAAUAUCCUAAUCUACCAGGUCUAGAUCCCCAAGUCCACAAACACUAAAUGACACCCCCUCUUAAGUUUCGCCCCACUAGAGCCGAUCUUAAGAUUUUGGGGGCUCUAGGCAUAGAGCGUAGGUAGGGGGGCCCCGGAAGGGGUGGAGCUCCCCUGGUGCUGAGGAAAAAAACACCCCCCACCCACCCCUGCGGCACCUCCAUUCUGCCUUCACCAAUGUUUCCUCUUUGCUCGUGUGUAACCACUAACCACAUUUAUAAUUCCGGUUCUAGAGAAAAUGUGUACUUUGGAAAUAAUGGGCUUGCAAGUUGUAGGCUAAAAAUAACAAAAAAAGCGCCCGUCGGAGACCCUUGGCAGUGGGGUCCUAGGCGGUCGCCUAGUUUUCCUAUGCCUAAGAACGGCUCUGACCCGACUCAUUGCGCGUUGGUGAGUCUGUAAGUUUGAAGAUCUUGCUUCACAAUAUUUUGUACUGUUCUUUGUGGUAUGCUAGUUUCUCCUGCAAUUUCCGGUUGACGAUUGUGAUUUUGUAAGAAUCAUCUUCUGGCUGCACAUCAGCUCACUGACACGGUCAAUGUUCAUCACCGUCAUGAUAGACUUCCGGUGGUCAUUAGCCUAGCUUCCAAACACAGUAGUCAUUAGCCUAGCUUCCAAACACAGUAGUCAUUAGACUAGCUUCCAAACACGGUAGUCAUUAGCCUAGCUUCCAAACACAGUAGUCAUUAGCUUAGCUUCCAAACACAGUAGUCAUUAGCCUAGCUUCCAAACACAGUAGUCAUUAGCCUAGCUUCCAAACACAGUAGUCAUUAGCCUAGCUUCCAAACACAGUAGUCAUUAGCCUAGCUUCCAAACACGGUAGUCAUUAGCCUAGCUUCCAAACACAGUAGUCAUUUGCCUAGCUUCCAAACACAGUAGCCAUUAGCCUUGCUUCCAAACACGGUAGUCAUUUGCCUAGCUUCCAAACACAGUAGUCAUUUGCUUAGCUUCCAAACACAGUAGUCAUUUGCCUAGCUUCCAAACACAGUAGUCAUUAGCCUAGCUUCCAAACACAGUAGUCAUUUGCCUAGCUUCCAAACACAAUAGUCAUUUGCCAAGCUUCCAAACACAGUAGUCAUUUGCCUAGCUUCCAAACACAGUAGUCAUUUGCCUAGCUUCCAAACACAGUAGUCAUUUGCCUAGCUUCCAAACACAAUAGUCAUUUGCCAAGCUUCCAAACACAGUAGUCAUUUGCCUAGCUUCCAAACACAGUAGUCAUUUGCCUAGAUUCCAAACACUGUAGUCAUUUGCCUAGCUUUAAUCAUUUGCCUAGCUUCCCAUUGUCAGUAGUCAUUUGCCUAGCUUCCAAACACAGUAGUCAUUUUCCUAGCUUCCCAUUGACAGUAGUAAUUUGCCUAGCUUCCCAUUGACAGUAGUCAUUUGCCUAGCUUCCAAAUACAGUAGUCAUUUUCCUACCUCCCCAUUGACAGUAGUCAUUUGCCUAGCUCCCCAUUGACAGUGCCCAUUUUCCUAGCUCCCCAUUUACAGUGCCCAUUUGCCUAACUUCUUAAUGACAGUGCCCAUUUGCCUGGCUCCCCAUUGACAGUAGUCAUUUGCCUUGCUCCCCAUUGACAGCAGUCAUUUUCCUAGCUGCCCAUUGACAGUAGUCAUUUUCCUAGCUGCCCAUUGACAGAAGUCAUUUGCCUAGCUCCCCAUUGAAAGUAGUCAUUUGCCUAGCUCCCCAUUGACAGUGUCCAUUUGCCUAGCUCCCCAUUGACAGUGUCCAUUUGCCUAGCUGUCCAUUGACAGAAGUCAUUUGCCUAGCUCCCCAUUGAAAGUACCCAUUUUCCUAGCUCGCCAUUGACAGUACCCAUUUGCCUAGCUCCCCAUUGACAGUGUCCAUUUGCCUAGCUCACCAUAGUCAAUUCCCACUUGCCUAGCUCCCCAUUGACAGUACCCAUUUACCCAAUUUUUGUGGUUAAAAAAUUCAGCAAACAUUUUAUAUAAAUAUAAAGAUUGCGACAUAAAUUGAACAACGAGUAGAUGUCAGACGUUGAGUCAUUAGUAAGUAGUGUUAUAACUUGUGUGUUGAGUUAGAAAGUAAAGUUUAUGUUACAGUUUAAAACCGCCCCAAAACUAAAUUUGAUCGAACAUAUUUCACAAGACUUCAUGAGACGGCCACAUACAUUAUAUGCUAAGCGGUGCUCAAAUUGAAGAGAUUAACACAUGACGCAGGUGUUCUCAUUUCCCGGGUUUUUGCUUAUCCCAGGGAUCGGGACAAAAGUCAACCCAGCCUCGUUGGAAAUCCUAGGGAUAAAAUUAAUUAAACUAAAAAUAUAUAUUGUAAAUUAAAUUAAACUUUACAAUUUUUCUUAUGUAACUGCUUCAUUGAUUUUGUCUAUUGAUGAAUCAAAAAGGAUGCUGAGGUUCCCUAAUUAAAACGAAGUUACAACUUCAAUCAUGGCAUUAAACAUGAUUUCCUUAAGUGACAUUAUAUUUGACAUAAAAAUCAAAUUCUGACAUGUGUUCAUUACCAAAUUUUACUUUGAAAAUCAUUCUAUUUCAAAUAUAUCGUGGUGUCACUUUGCUUCUAUAGGAAUUUGUUCUGGACUUUAAAAAAAAAAAAAAAGCUUGAGGACCUGUGUUCUUGAGCUAGUGAGCUUAACAAUUCAGCGCAGUUAACUAGAUUGUACAGGACCUGACUUAUAGUAUAUAGCAAAAAAUAGUGACGAUUUGUGACUUGUAUUUUUAAAGUUUGUAUCUGGAAUUCCUUGUUAUUAUCCCGGGAUGGGAGGAUUUCCCGGGAAGUCUGUUUUUACUGUAAAAAUCUAGAGGGAUCCCGGAAUCCCUCUGGAGAAACCCUAGUUUAAAGCUAAAGUGCGAGCUAUCAAUAGGUAGAAUGUAACACUUGUCCAGGCCGAGCAUCUACAUGUUGAAUCAACCACCUACAUGUAACUAGUGACAGGACGCGUACACUAUCGACCCAUGCUACUAAUUACUACAGUGUCGAUUUGGCUUACUUUACUUUGGAAAUUAAUUUUUAGUCCUAGAAAAACUAAGUAAAUUAUUUACCUAUUUAGCCAGUAUCUUACAUUACAUUGAAUCAUUCCGGCGGUGCUCCUUUGAAGCCAGUGGCAAAACCUCUGUGACGCCACUAUAAACAAUCAACUAAGUCCAGAAGAAAAAAUUGGCCAAGUUCUCAAAUUGUUCUACGAUUUAACUACCUUCAACAACAGCCAAAAACCAUGCACAUACCAAGGGCGGAGUGUGUGCAUAUUUCUCACCAUGGCCUCGAGCCUAGAGCACAUGAUGAUGACGACCUAAUUGUAGAGGGUAGUCAGUGAACAGCAACAUUAUGCUAUGAACUCCAAAAUGUAGUCAGUGAACUACAACACUAUGCUAUGAACUCCAUAUGUAGUCAGUGAACUGCAACACUAUGCUAUGAACUACAAAAUGUAGUCAGUGAACUACAACACUAUGCUAUGAACUACAAAAUGUAGUCAGUGAACUGCAACACUAUGCUAUGAACUCCAAAAUGUAGUCAGUGAACUGCAACAUUAUGCUAUGAACUCCAAAAUGUAGUCGGUGAACUGCAACAUUAUGCUAUGAACUCCAAAAUGUAGUCAGUGAACUGCAACAUUAUGCUAUGAACUCCAAAAUGUAGUCAGUGAACUGCAACACUAUGCUAUGAACUCCAAAAUGUAGUCAGUGAACUGCAACAUUAUGCUAUGAACUCCAAAAUGUAGUCAGCGAACUGCAACAUUAUGCUAUGAACUCCAAAAUGUAGUCAGUGAACUACAACACUAUGUUUAUGAACUCCAAAACGUAGUCAGUGAACUACAACAGUAUGCUAUGAACUCCAAAUGUAGUCAGUGAACUACAACAGUAUGCUAUAAACUCCAAAUGUAGUCAGUGAACUACACCAGUAUGCAAUGAACUCCAAAUGUAGUCAGUGAACUACAACAGUAUGCUAUGAACUCCAAAUGUAGUCAGUGAACUACACCAGUAUGCAAUGAACUCCAAAUGUAGUCAGUGAACUACAACAGUAUGCUAUGAACUCCAAGGUCUUUUUACAUUAUUUUACAACAAGCUGGCCCUUUCAGUCUUACUCUAUGGUUGUCUAUUUCAUGAUGAUAGACACACAUUCAUUUGGGUGGGGCUUAUCAGAGGAACAGGGGAAGGUUAACUUGGGGAGCUAGUCAGAGAGACAUACACAGACUAACUUGGGGUGCUAGUCAGAGAGACAUACACAGACUUACUUGGGGUGCUAGUCAGAGAGACAUCCACAGACUAACUUGGGGUGCUAGUCAGAGAAAAAUACACAGACUAACUUAGGGUGCUAGUCAGAGAGACAUACACAGACUAACUUAGGGUGCUAGUCAGAGAGACAUACACAGACUAACCUUGGGUGCUAGUCAGAGAGACAUACACAGACUAACUUGGGGUGCUAGUCAGAGAGACAUACACAGACUAACUUGGGGUGCUAGUCAGAGAGACAUACACAGACUAACUUGGGGUGCUAGUCAGAGAGACAUACACAGACUAACUUGGGGUGCUAGUCAGAGAGACAUACACAGACUAACUUGGGGUGCUAGUCAGAGAGACAUACACAGACUAACUUGGGGUGCUAGUCAGAGAGACAUACACAGACUAACUUGGGGUGCUAGUCAGAGACACAUACACAGACUAAAUUGGGGUGCUAGUCAGAGAGACAUACACAGACUAACUUGGGGUGCUAGUCAGAGACACAUACACAGACUAACUUGGGGUGCUAGUCAGAGUGACAUACACAGACUAACUUGGGGUGCUAUUCAGAGAGACAUACACAGACUAACUUGGGGUGCUAGUCAGAGAGACAUACACAGACUAACUUGGGGUGCUAGUCAGAGACACAUACACAGACUAACUUGGGGUGCUAGUCAGAGAGACAUACACAGACUAACUUGGGGUGCUAGUCAGAGAGACAUACACAGACUAACUUGGGGUGCUAGUCAGAGAGACAUACACAGACUAACUUGGGGUGCUAGUCAGAGACACAUACACAGACUAACUUGGGGUGCUAGUCAGAAAGACAUACACAGACUAACUUGGGGUGCUAGUCAGAGAGACAUACACAGACUAACUUGGGGUGCUAGUCAGAGAGACAUACACAGACUAACUUGGGGUGCUAGUCAGAGAGACAUACAGAGACUAACUCAGGGUGCUAGUCAAAAAGACAUACACAGACUAACUUGACUCCACCAGCCUUGACUCCAAUCAUAUCUUUCAGUUAACAACUCCACUAGCCUUGACUUCAAUUUUACCUUUCAGUAUAAUGCCUCCACCAGUCUAACUCCAAUUCUAUCUUUCAGUUAACGACUCCACCAGCAUGGACUCCAAUUCUACCUUUAAAGACUCUACCAGUCUAACUCCAAUUUUAUCUUUCAGUUAUCGGCUCAACCACCCUUGACUACAAUUUUAUAUUUCAGUUAUCGGCUCCACCAGCCUUGACUCCAAUUCUUUCUUUCAGUUAACAACUCCAAUAGCCUUGACUCCAAUUCUAUCUUUCAGUUAACGACUCCAGCAUUCUUGACUCCAAUUCUAUCUUUCAGUUAACGACUCCACCAGUCUUGACUCCAAUUAUAUCUGUCAGUUAAUGACUCCACCAGCCUUGACUCCAAUUCUACCUUUCAGUUAACGACUCCACCGUCCUGGACUCUAGAGUGUAUGGCAUCGUAGAAACUGUCCCCGUGGAGUUCCCGCUGCCCAAUGGAGAUGGAUGCAAGGACAGCGGCAUUGCCUGCCCUCUGGUCAAGGGUCAAAGCUACAAGUAUACGUCAUCUUUUCCAGUUCUGAACACCUAUCCUGUGGUAAGCUCUAUACAUCAUUGGUUAGUUCUAUGUAUUGUAUUAUAAGGUUAGUUCUAUGUAUUGUAUUAUAAGGUUAGUUUUAUGUAUUGUAUUAUAAGGUUAGUUCUAUGUUUGUAUUAUAAGGUUAGUUCUAUGUAUUGUAUUAUAAUACAAUACAUAGAACUAACCUUAUAAUACAAUACAUAGAACUAACCUUAUAAGAUUAGUGCUACUUAUCCCAUUCAACAACGUAACCAGGGUUGGGCGAGAGAAAUUUUUCCGACCUUCUUCCGCGAAAACUCUCAACAUUUUACCGAACAUGCGGCUCCUCUAUAUAAAGAAAAAAUACCCGCUGGGGAGGAGCGCCACCUUUGCACCCCCUUCCCUACGCCACUGAUCCCAAGCUUAAUUCUAUAUUUUAAAAAAAACAAAAAAACUAGGUUUAUUUCUGCAUAUCCCAGGGUUAAUUCUAUAAAGGUUUAAUAUAAAUGUGAUGGACAGAAAAUAAAACAUUAACUCUAGGGUAAUUAAAAGAUUUUUUCUAGAGUAAAACUAGGUCAGUUGGAGAGUGACCAAGUAGAUGAUGUAGUAUCUAUAUUAUGUAAGGUAAAUUCUAGGAUUAAUUUAAAUAUAAUUUAUUUUAGAAAUAGGGUUAGCUCUAGUGUAAAGCUAUGUUUAUUUGGAGAGUGACCAAGUUUGUAGUAUCUAUAUUAAGUAAGGUCAAUUCCUUUUUUACAUUUAAAGAUAAUCUAGUUAUAGGGUUAGGUCUAGGGUAAAACUAAAGAUAAUGUUCAAGGGUAAAUAUAAAGAUAAUUUUCCAGGGUAAAACUAAAGAUGAUGUUCUGGGGUAGAACUAAAGUUGGUUUUCUAGGGUAUAACUAAAGAUGAUAAUCAAGGGUAAAACUAACGAUGAUGUUCUAUGAUAAACUAAAGAUGAUUUUCUAGGGUAAACUGAAGAUGAUCUUCUGAUGGUAAAUUUGAAAGUCAAAACAACCAAAAAAGGUUCAACAUAGAUGAGCAAUAGGAUAUGUGGGGAACUAUCAGCAACAGGAUGAGCAAUAGGAUAUGUGGGGAUCUAACAUCAACAGGAUGAGCAAUGGGAUAUGUGGGGAACUAACACUAACAGGAUGAGCAAUAGGAUAUGUGGGGAACUAACAUCAACAGGAUGAGCAAUAGAAAAAUCUUUUUGAAUGUGGGGCCAUUUUUACUAACUGCAGGCAGUAUGGAUUUAUUUCAUGAUAGCUGUAGGCAGUGUCGAUUAGUGUCAUUAUAGUCGCAGGCAGCGUGAAUUUAUGUCAUUAUAUAUAGCCGCAGGCAGCGUGAAUUUAUGCCAUUAUAUAUAGCUGCAGGCAGUGUGAAUUUAUGUCAUUAUAUAUAGCCGCAGGCAGUGUGAAUUUAUGUCAUUAAAUAUAGCUGCAGGCAGUGUGAAUUUAUGUCAUUAUAUAUAGAUGCAGGCAGUGUGAAUUUAUGUCAUUAUAUAUAGCUGCAGGCAGUGUGAAUUUAUGUCAUUAUAUAUAGAUGCAGGCAGUGUGAAUUUAUGUCAUUAUAUAUAGCUGCAGGCAGUGUGUAUUUGUGUCAUAGCUGUAGUCAGUGUAGAUUCAUGUAAUUAUAGAUUAGUUGUUGGUUUUUUUUGUGUUUUUUUUCAAAAAAAAAUUAAAAGCCCCAGCUAUUCUUGAGCCGGUUGCAGAACACAAAGGAGAUAACAUUAGUAGGCCUUAAAUGUGUACAUCAGAGGGAAUAGUCACAGAAAGACAGGCACACACAUUAUGCCUUAAGUUUUAAAGUCAAAGACAUUAACAUUAAAACUGAUGUUGAAGGAUAUUUAAAAGUAGAACAAGAAAAAAAACUCAGGUGGCAUCCUACACCAGGGGGUGGGGGGGGGGUCUUCAACCUAUAUCACGCGUGUCAGACUGCACGCAGAGCGUUUGACAAUGACACGCUGAAUUAGUGCCGUGCGAAGGGGGCACUCGCCCCGGGUGUCGCCAUUAGGUUAGGGGGGGGCGAAAUUGUCUUAAGAUAUGACCUUCAUAAUGAAUUUAACCAUAAUAUCCCAUCCCACGAGCGCAAAAACCUGUUGUUCUUUAUUUUUACUUUACCGGCCUGGGUGACACUUUUUUCAAUAUACUGAUGGGCGCCUUUCUUAGGCUCAACCCCUGGCACCGCCCUUCCUCGGCACGGCCCUGCGUGGAAGACCAAAAAAUAAUAAUGCAUGACUAAAUAGUGUUUUUCAUUGGGUAGACCUAUAGAUCAGGCCUGCACAGCAUACGGCCCGCGGGACUCAUGCGGCCCGCCAGCCCCCACUUUACGUCCCGCGUAGUAAAGAAAUAUUCUUUUUUUAUUAUUAUUUUCUUAAUAGCUUUCCCCCCAUGCCCGCACAAGUUUUUCAUAAAGUAUGACGGCCCGCCUUACAUUUUGAGUUCUGCACGCCUGCAAUACAUUAUUGGGACCCUGAAUUCCUAGGAAAUCGUACUUGGGCACAAAACUACAAUAGGUUGUUGGCCCCUGAUCGGCGCAAUGCAUACAUAUUUAAAUAUCCUACAAAUGUCAUAAAUUAAAGUGUUGGACUCGGUAGUAUUCAAUGUUCAGCUACUGAAAGUAGAGAUAUUUGGUUUGUUUGUACAGCUUACCGUGACUUGUUUGUUUGUACAGCUUACCGUAACUUGUUUGUUUGUACAGCUUACCGUGACUUGUUUUGUUUGUACAGCUUACCGUGACUUGUUUUGUUUGUACAGCUUACCGUGACUUGUUUGUUUGUACUGCUCACCAUGACCUAACUGUUUCCCUCAGAUCUCCCUUGUGGUGAUGUGGAAGCUGCAAGCAAUUUCUGGUAAUCUCGUCUGCUUCACAUUCCCACUGUCAAUCACCCGCUCGAGCGACACCAGUGUGGUCGGAUGAAAAGGAAACACUCUGUAUCUAGAAACGUCGCAUCUUUGUUCUUAUUCCACAGAAUUGUGUCAAUAAACUGAAGUGUUUUUAUUUUUAUGCU
Lymnaea stagnalis (great pond snail) is the source of this 16630-nucleotide messenger RNA. NCBI's taxonomy places the organism in Eukaryota, Metazoa, Mollusca, Gastropoda, Lymnaeidae. The record is from the annotation of a GenBank genome assembly.